GUACCAGGUCAGAUUGGAGACAUGUACUUCAUACUGAAGAAGGAGACGGGGGAGCAAGUACCACCCUCUGAAAAAGUGCGUUUUGAAAAAUUUAACACCCACGGAGAAUAUGUCAAACAUAUGCAAGACUCGGUUGUGUCGCCACUCCUGACAGUGCAGGGAAGUCUGCUUCAAGCUACUAUAGCUGCAGAUAGUAGCCGGAAGGUGCGGUUGACCGCGUCUAUCCUGUCUAAGGUGCCAAAGAAGACGUCGACCUCACCUGACAACUUUGUUAAUAGCUGUUUACACUCAAACUUUAGAGGUAAUAAGUACACUGAGCACGGGAAACUGUAUGAACCUGUAGCUAGAGCGGCAUACCAACAGAAGACUGGGAGGGUGGUGACCCUGUGUGGCGCUGUCGUGAGUGCGACACACCCAUUUCUUUCGGCAAGUCCGGAUGGCCUUUCAGGACAUGACAGCAUCCUUGAAAUUAAAUGCCCCGCAACUGGCAACUGCAGAAAAUACAUUCGGGAAACAAGAGACUAUGAUGUCAAAGUCAUUAGAGCCGAGGGAAGUGGGGAUGACAACGACGACGAGGACGACAAUGAUACUUACUUCCUUGCCAAAAAUGGAAAGCGGGGUUUCUACUUCCAAGUCCAGUUCACAAUGUUCUGCACUGAGAGAACCCGUUGUUUCUUCUAUGUGUGGUCCCUUGAUAAGGACGUCCUUUUUGAAGUGGAUUAUGACCAAGACUUUACAAUUGACCACAUCACCCGCUUUUCAGACUUCUAUUUCCAGCACUACCUGCCGAGACUGGUGAAUGCCGUACACGAUCAUACCGUUGUCCUGUCUGAUGAGUAUGCUGCAUUAGCUAAUAUGAAGUGA
Messenger RNA from Ixodes scapularis (black-legged tick), 864 nucleotides. RefSeq lists its product as uncharacterized. The record is from RefSeq and is a predicted model, not a curated record. NCBI's taxonomy places the organism in Eukaryota, Metazoa, Arthropoda, Arachnida, Ixodida, Ixodidae. The transcript has 2 exons. Bases 22 to 864 code for a protein of 280 amino acids.